UUCACACACACGUGCCCUCUCACUGACACACCCUCACACGCAUGUUCUCACACUCACUCACAUUCAUGCUCACACUCACUCUGCCCCUGCCCCAGGACAGCUGUGGACUGACCACCUGGCCCUUCUUAUCUAUCGUCAGACAAGUUCGUGGGGAAGAAAGUCAGGCCGCCUCCUGAUUACACUCAGAGUUUCCCUCCUCAGCUGCAGGAAGGUGAAAGCCAACGUGGAUCCCGCUCCCAGCUCUGAAACAAAGAGUGAGACCCCAGCAGGCCGCUAGCUUCCCUGGGCCUCAGUUUCCCAUUCUGUACAUUAAAGGAAGGAACUAGACCCUCUCACGGGGCUUGUGGCUGGAAGCCAACGAUCCCACCAGCAGCUCCCUCUGCUCCUCUGUGGGGCCAGUGGGUGGUGGCCUAGAGCAAGAGGGACUUGGGAACUUCCCAGAGGCAGCAGCUCCCAGCAGAGCGGAGUCCCAAGCCCCACACGAAUAGCAAGGUUUUCACAUGAAAAUGUGUGAACUCAGGAGAGGCAGCUGCGGAAGCGCAGAGGAGCAAGGAGUAAGCGGCAGGUGCAGCAGCGACACGAGGCUCCUGGAGUGCAGGGACUCGGUGUUUGAUCCAUAAUUGUAUACAUUCUCCAAAGGAGGGCUUUUAUCAGGUUUGUGUGUUAUUUAAUCUAAUUCACACCAAGUCCUAGGCGACUGGUGCCAGUGUUAUCAUCCCCACUUUACAGGGCAGGAAACUGAAGCAAGCGGUGAGGGCCAUCUUGUCCCAUGUCUCACAGUAACUGGGGGGGUGCGGGGGGUGCGGGGGAGCGGGCCAGGAUUCAAAUCCUAGCUUCUAUUUCCAGAUCUGUGUGCUGAAUCAGUUAAUGCCAAUGAGAAGUUUGCUUUUAAUUUCACUGUCUGCUCGGGCAGAUUCCUCACUCUGCUGUUUCCUGGUAAACUCAUCUCCUGACAGCUGGGCGGUUUUCCCCAAAGUGUUUGCUCAGGCCCCCCGCACAUACAUCAAGUUUCCGUAAUCCAUAAUCCAUGCAUAUCUUGGCUACAUUAACAGUGAAUGCUUCGGUGGCCAAAGAGAAAGCCUCCCACAGCAGGAAAUUCCCCAGGGAAUUAUUUACACAAGCUCCUUAGCCAGGGCCGAGGGUCAGGAAAUGGCCGCGAGUUCUGGUCAGAUGAGGACAUGCACGCCACCUCAGCUCUGCCUGCCUCGCACUGGCUGUGUGUUCUUCAGCAAGUCACCUGCCCUCUCUGGGGGAAAGGAGGGGGUUUAAAUGCAUGCUCUCCUCAAGGUCCUUUCCGUGUAACACAGCAGAGAUUAAGAAGGUGGCUUCUUGGGUGAGAGAGACCAGAAUUCAAGGCUCGGCCUUGCCUCACUCAGAGGCCCUGGACCUAGGAUAUCCCUUCUCUGAGGGAACCUCCUCCAUUGACGAUCAGAGAUUUUGGUGCCAUCCUAAGGGGGCUGCAAUGAAGGAGGUUGGCAGCAUAUUGUUUAUCAACUAAACAGUUCUAUGCAAAUAUGCAACCAUCAUCACUCUCACUAUUAUCUCCCAAGCCUUUGUCUCCCAGGGUCUCUGACCACGAUGUCUGCAGCUCCCACGAGCAAUGGGGUGUUUGUCGUCAUCCCGCCCAGCAAUGCCAGUGGCCUCCGCCCUCCUGCAGCCAUUCUGCCCACCUCCAUGUGCCAGCCUCCUGGGAUUAUGCAGUUUGAGGAGCCACCGCUGGAGGCUCAGACUCCAAGGGCCACCCAGGCGCCCGACCUGCGGCCCGUGGAGACCUUUCUGACGGGAGAGCCCAAAGCUUUAGGGACGGUCCAGAUCCUCAUCGGCCUCAUCCACCUGGGCUUCGGCAGCGUGCUGCUCAUGGUCCGCCGCGGCCACGUGGGGAUGCUCUUCAUCGAAAGCGGCGUCCCCUUCUGGGGAGGAGCCUGCUUCAUCAUCUCUGGGUCCCUGUCAGUGGCAGCCGAGAAGAACCAAACCAGCUGCCUGGUGAGAAGCAGUCUGGGGACGAACAUUCUCAGUGCCAUGGCAGCCUUUGCUGGGACAGCCAUUCUGCUCAUGGAUUUUGGUGUCACUAACUGGGAUGUGGGCAGGGGCUAUCUGGCUGUGCUUACCAUCUUCACCAUUCUGGAGUUCUUUAUCGCAGUCAUUGCCGCCCACUUCGCAUGCCAGGCCACCCGCGCUGAAGCCAACGCGCCUGUGAUUUUCCUGCCAAACGCCUUCAGCACAGACUUCGACAUCCCCAGCCCCGCAGCCUCCCCACCCCCUGCCUAUGACAAUGUGGCAUAUGUGCCCAAGGAGUCGUCUGAGUAGUUGGUCACGCCGGCCUGUUGGAGUCCAGCUUUUCCCCUCUGCGUCCAUGCUCUCCGUACCCCAACCUCGUUAAUCUAGGGCAGCCCCACUCCCACACCCUGUCAGUCUCCAUAAAUGUGACACCUGAGUGAAGUCUUCCCUGAUGUUGUCUGUCCCACACAUUUCCCACAGUGAUUUCUUUCCUAGGGGUGAGUGUCCCUCGGCAACUUGGACACGCGCCGUCAGCCUUCCGGAAAUGCCCCUCUGUGAGGCUAUGCAUUACUCUCUGCUCACUGGGGAAAUCCCGGCCUCACUGGGAGACAAGUUCAGGCCUGGGGAAGGUCAUUAAGCUCAGAGAGCCCAGGAGGGACUGCUGAGCCCAACCGCUGAGGCCGCACAGCUGAGUGGCCUGACCUGAGGUGUCCAGGCCCCAGGACCAGCUCUGUCCUUGUAAUCUGCUACCAUGUCUCUAGGCCUCAGUUUUCACAACUGGAAACAAAAGCAUUGAACCAAAUGCCAUAGCACGCCCUCCCAGCUCCCCUGGGCACCCUGAAGUCCUGGUCUGAGUCAGGCACUGUCCCCCAGCUGCUCUGGAAACACUCAUUUCCUGAUCUGUAAAAUGGAGUUGAUAUUGACCCUGGCCCUACUCCCUCCCAGGGCUGCGGAGGUUGCAAGGAGGACUGAAGCCAGCCCACUGUACCCCGUCAGCAUCCACAGGUACACAGACAUGGCGGCUCCUCCCCAGGAGGCUCAAGACCUCCCUGUGCCUUUCAGUGCCCCCUCUUACUGCCCCAGCCUGAGGAGCAAGGCUGCCCCUAAAGGUUACAAUGAGCUAUGCUGGAUCUGGGGCCACGGAGACACCUCCACCUGGUAUCAGAGGCUCAUCUCAUCCACACCACAGGGGGAAAUAAUCAGUGUGGCUUACAUUUUAAGCUGGUCUCAUCGCAAUGACUUUUCAACUUCAGGAGCUUCUAAGGGUUGUCCCGUAUUUAUCAGAAGACCUGGGUUAUUGUCCCACUGUCACAGCAAAGGACUCUGUGUGUGCGAUCCUUACACUUGUUCUGUCCCCACCUAAGCCCAAAUGAGCAGGCAUUCAUAUCCCCACCCUACAACUGAAGACAUGGAAGGUUGAAGAGGUGAAAUCAAGUGCCCAAGGCCACUGAGCUAAUAAGAGGCUGGGAUUUGAACACAGCUCCAUCUGAGUUCAGAGUCUAUGCUCUUACCUCAUGGCUCUCCAGAGUCCAAACAUGAGUACUUCCCACAAACCCCUUCCCCUUCCUCCUGUUCCUUCAUCCCAAAGACUGGGACAGGGCUGCAUUCCUCAGCACCCCAACUUCUUCCUUCUUCGUCUAACAAACUCCUGCUUCUACUUCAAAACCCUAUUUUAAUGUUGCUUCUUCUGUGAUGUCUUCCCAAAGGAGGGGUAGUCAGCUAGGUGGCUAAGUGCCAUUCAGCCACAGGGGUGGGGCAAGCAAGGCCCCAUUUAAGGAGGCGCUCUCUCCCAGAGCUGUGUACGUGCAGAGCUGGGGUAGGGAUUAUAAAAAGCUUUGACUUUCAGAGGAGACUUGAAGACUUGGAGCUGAGAACUUAAGACCAUAAAGUAUAGAGUUGGAGGAAACGUGUUGGCAGAUUUGAGACCAGAUUUUCUCACAGAGGAGAACAGAGACAUUUUUGAACAAAGGGCAGAAGUCUGGAGACAGAGAGGGAGAAAGGAAGAAAAAAAGAGGAAGAAAGGGCUUAGCCUCAGUUUACUGGGGAUUAUCAUGUCUGUCCCCUGUUGACUAAGUCCCUCAGGGGGUGGGGGAACCAAAACCACAGAUCAAGUAGAAGGAAUUAUACAGCUGGAUGCUUUUUCACAUCCCAGGCUGUCAUCUGGAAAGACUGCAAGGCAGAUGUCCCACGUCUAGACAGCAAGGAACCAGGAUGUAGAGCUGAGGUGGCUGAGGGCCGUGCCUGGUAACACAACAUGGAGUCCUACUCUCCCAUAGGGGUAUAAAUAAAAACACCAGAAAGCUUUCUGUGUCCCCAAGAGGGAGUACAAAAGACUGAGAGGGCCAAUGUGCAAUGUGGAUUGUAUGAGACUGUAGCUUUAUAACAAAUAAGAAUGGAGACAGUGGCCAUCGGUAAGAGAACAGCAAGGACAGACCAUGGCUUGUGGAUUGCAAGGCACAGAAGUGAUCACAUUAUCCUUACUCGGCAAAAUUAAGUUUUCUACCACUGAAAGGAAAUGGGACUUAAAGAAGUAAUUACCAUGAAGAAGAAUUCUGAGAACUACAAAACAUUACUAAGAGACAUUAAUUAAGAUCUAAAUAAAUGAAGAGAUAUACUAUUUUCAUGGAUUGGAAACUUCAAAAUUUUGUUAAAGUGCCAUUUAUCUCCAAAAUUUACAGAUUCAAAAUAAUGCCAUUUAAAAUUCCAGAAGCUUUUUUGGGG
This is a messenger RNA of Rhinolophus ferrumequinum (greater horseshoe bat), 4719 nucleotides long. It is a transcript of the gene MS4A15, whose product is annotated as membrane spanning 4-domains A15. Gene Ontology annotation, cellular component: plasma membrane. The transcript has 7 exons. The coding region runs from base 1507 to 2307 and encodes 266 amino acids. NCBI's taxonomy places the organism in Eukaryota, Metazoa, Chordata, Mammalia, Chiroptera, Rhinolophidae. Gene Ontology annotation, biological process: cell surface receptor signaling pathway. The record is from RefSeq and is a predicted model, not a curated record.